AUGGCAGAAAACGAGACCCCUAAAUACCGUCUAAAAGCGACAGCCGGACCCAGCUACGAUCCCUCUACACAUCAACUCGUCCCAGUCAAUGAAGACCAAACCCUACGGAUCGAAAAUGAGCACGCAAUCACGAGUCUCUGCGUCCGCAUCCAAGAUUACACAGGUAAAAGUGGUCCCCUGUCCACCAAUCGACAGUCUACAGCUGCGGAAAGAGAAGAAGAAGAAGAAGAAGAAGAAGAAGAAGAAGAAGAAGAAGAAGAAGAAGAAGAAGAAGAAGAAACAAAGACUGAUUUAAAACACUACCAAUAUUCCAUCUCCUUCGCCAUCGUAUUCAAACGCCCCGUCAACGCCAACUCCCUCCUCUUCGGCAACGACUUCGACCGUCCCAUUCGCGACCGCUUGCCGCCCGGCUUCAACGCAGCUCUUCGCCUCGUCAAAUGGACGAUCGAUCCGACCCUAGACGGCGAUGCGUACGCCGACAAACCGUACCUGUAUAGCCCGGCUGUGGCUUCAUGGAACCAGUUCUGUAUCGGGGAAAAGGUUAGAAAGGACGACGAGGUGCCGGGGAUGCAUGAGCGGGUCGUUGAAGAAGGGGGCGAGGGGUCCGGACUGGAGGUCAGAGACCAAAUGGGAGUUCCGACGAGUGUGAACGAACGGAGAAAGUAUUUUCAGUCGGAAGAGGCUAGGACGGGGUUCAAGUUUGAAGAAGGGAGGGUUUACUGGGUGGAUUUUGGGAACCCUUACUUGGGGUUUAAUGAUUUCUCACUUCACCUUCCUGGCAUUACUAUCAACGUUCUUCCUUACAUUAAUGAGGAUAAUCAUUCGCUGCGGUAUGUGUUGAAGAAUCGGGAUACCGAUGAGGUUUACCUUGUCGUGCUCUUUACGCUUGUUUUGCAGGGAACGGAUGAGGAACCGUGGCAUAAGGAGGAGGCUGAGAGAAUGAGAAGGGAGAGUAAGGAGCACCAUGAGAAGAAUGACGGGAAAUUGGGGAGGUUUGAAUGGGAGCCUGAGCCAUCGGUGGAUGAUGUGGAGUAA
Molecule: messenger RNA, 1035 nt
Organism: Aspergillus bombycis
Lineage: Eukaryota; Fungi; Ascomycota; Eurotiomycetes; Eurotiales; Aspergillaceae
Product: DUF1769 domain-containing protein
Exons: 3
Coding region: 1-1035 (344 amino acids)
Source: RefSeq, a predicted model, not a curated record